ACUGCCACCUCUUCAAAUGACGUUGAUGCCUCUUUAAAACGUCCCUUCUCAGCUUCUGGCAUUCUUGGUUCUCAAAUUCAUGCCUUUCUGAAACAAAUUUUCGAACAAAGACUAGCUGGGCGGCCAUCUUUUUCCUCAUCCUGUCAUCUGGCCCAAGAUGAUAGUCUCCUGCGACAGCCUAAUACGAGCACAUCUAACCUCACCCAAAUAGAUCUACCGUCUCAUUUUGGAAGUACUUCCGAUACCUCAAGUUUGAACGCGCCAUAUCUGGAAGGCGAUCAGAGUCAUGAUGCCAAUAAACUCUCAGGCAAAGCUCAGAAUCAGCCGCUGAAUAGUAAAAAUGCCAUAAAUGAUAAGAAAACUGGCAGGGCUGAAGAAGAGGGACUGCCAAGCGACGUAUCGUCUUUUGUAAUUAGGUCAUGGACAGCUCUAGAUUGGACUGUUAACGAAUUUGUCGGGGGUCUGGUACCACUUCUUCUGGCCAUCCCAUCCUCUGCAGUCUCAUUAGAAAGAGUGAAGCAGCGACAGCAAGUGAUUUUGUGCACAGGUCUAGAAGUCGGUAAACAGAUUCCAGAGAUGUUAGAUCUAAUGAAGGUAUGUCAGGGCGUAAGCAUAGUUACUUUAAAUGAAAUUAUUAAUGAUUAUUCAGUACUAAGAUGA
Protopolystoma xenopodis is the source of this 660-nucleotide messenger RNA. Lineage: Eukaryota; Metazoa; Platyhelminthes; Monogenea; Polystomatidea; Polystomatidae. The record is from the annotation of a GenBank genome assembly.